Messenger RNA from Balaenoptera ricei (Rice's whale), 2987 nucleotides. Its product is annotated as serine/threonine-protein phosphatase 4 regulatory subunit 1-like. NCBI's taxonomy places the organism in Eukaryota, Metazoa, Chordata, Mammalia, Artiodactyla, Balaenopteridae. Gene Ontology annotation, biological process: protein dephosphorylation. Gene Ontology annotation, molecular function: protein phosphatase regulator activity. The record is from RefSeq and is a predicted model, not a curated record.
GGCCCCGCCUCCAGGCCCAUUCCAAGAUGGCGGGGAUCCCCCUGUACUUUGUGGACUUGCAGGAUGACUUAGACGAUUAUGGAUCUGAGGACUACGGUCCCUUGUGCGACGGCAUGAGGGUGACAGCCUUCUUGGACGUUCUGGGCCAGGACAACCUGCCUGCACUUGCUCGCCUGGAGAAGUACACUUUCAGCGGCAGCAUCUUCAACCGUCAGAUUAUUGCCAGAGGGCUGCUUGAUCUCUUCCGGGACUUCAGUAACAAUGAAGAAGACUUCAUAACGGUAGUGGAGAUCGUGGUCAGAUUGUCAGAAGAUGCAGAGCCCACAGUGCGGGCUGAGCUGCUGGAACAAAUUCCUCCUGUUGCCAUUUUUCUCCAGGAAAACAGAUCCGAUUUUCCAGUGGUGCUAUCUGAACGUCUCGCACCCAUCGUGGUGCGCUGCCUCACAGAUCCAGACAACCAGGUUAGAAAAUCAAGUCAGGAGGCGCUGUUGAUUCUUCUGGAACAAGAUCUAGUUUUCCAGCACGAUAUUGAAAGCAAAGUGUGUCCAGUCCUGCUGGCGCUCUCCGCCCCUGACAGUGACGAUGAGUACAGAGCAGAAGCCGUGAGUAUAAUCUGCAAGCUGGCGUCAGUGCUGAGCAAGAGCACAGUUGAACGCCUGCAGCGCCCUCGCUUCUGUGAGCUGUGUGGUGAUGGGAAGCUCUUUCCAGUUCGGAAGGUAUGCGCCACAGAUUUUGGUGAUAUUUGUCAUGCUGUCGGACAAGAAGCCACUGAGAAAUUUUUGCUCCCGAAGUUUUUUGAGCUCUGCUCGGACAACGCGUGGGGGAUGAGGAAAGCCUGUGCGGGGUGCUUCAUGGCCGUGUCCCACAACACGUCCCCCGAGGGCCGCCGGGCCAGGCUCUCGCCGCUCUUUAUCACACUGAUCAGCGACCCCUGUCGAUGGGUGCGCCAGGCUGCCUUCGAGUCCCUGGGCCCCUUCAUCUUCACCUUUGCCAACCCCUCCAGGGCUGGCCUUUAUAUUCGAGAAGAUGGACCACCGGGUCCGGAUUCGGACUCGGAUUUCACCUCCGGGUCACCGGGUGCAGGCAGCCAUGGUAACAUGUCCUCAGCCUGGAUUUUUCAUGCACUUGAUGGUGACAUUCCUGACUCACCGUUAGUAGGCCCACACUGUUCUUCUAUUCCACAAAGGGGCCAGGCAGAGCCAGCUCUACCCAUGGAAGGCACAUCCACGGACACCAGCAAUUUCCCGUGCGUUGGUAGCUCCUCCGGUGGCCUGAUGGAGAACCCAACGGAAGACUCUGUCUUGGCUGGCGAGCUGACCAGGCUUCCCCCUGAGGCCAUGAAGCUCCCCAGUGUUAACGACCUCCCCGUCAACAGCCAUCCUGGACCAGACUCCUGUGCCCGCCCGGGGAGUCCUGAGGACGUUUUCAGUAAUUUCCUUUAUUGGCGAACUCCUCUCCCUGACAUAAGCAAGGACUUAGAGCUGCUCCUGAGCGAGGCUGGCCCGCAGGAGGAGGGUGGCGGCACACCCGAGGCCGUGCACCGGAGCUGUGUGGCUAGGAGCGAGAUUCAGAGAGUCCUGGAUGGUUUGCAGGAGCGUAUGAUGAAUGAUCCAGAUGUGCGAGGUUGGAUGCUCUGUGUGUGGCUGGCGUUUAGUUGGAAUGAAGUUAACGGCCGUAAACAUCAGCACCUCGCUCAAGUUCAGGUUUUGUCAGCUGCACUGAGAGCCGCGCAGCUAGACUCUGUGGAUGAGCCCGAGCGCCCGCCGACCGAAGGGCUCAAGGAGGUGUCCAUUUCAGGUCCCAGCCCAGCCCCUGGCGGUCAGCCGGCCCCGUCGGCUUCACCAGCGCGGAACGAGCUCGCCACGGCCAGGACAUUACAAAGCACAGGUCCAGGCGAACCUGGCAGUGGAACCAGUGACCGCUUGGAGACUGACCAGAGGCAUGGCUGCAGCCCACUUGAAGAGGAUAAAUCUAAAUUACAGGAUAUAAUACCUCAGCCCCUGCUAGAUCAGUACGUGUCCAUGACCGACCCAGCUCGAGCCCAGACUGUCAAUACCGACAUAGCCAAACACUGUGCCUACAGCCUCCCGGGGGUGGCGCUGACCCUGGGCAGGCAGAAUUGGCACUGCCUGAAAGAUACGUACGAGACGCUGGCUUCCGACGUGCAGUGGAAGGUCCUUCGGACCCUAGCCUUCUCCAUCCACGAGCUGGCUGUGAUCCUUGGGGAUCAGUUAACGACUGCCGACCUGCUGCCCAUCUUCAAUGGAUUUUUAAAGGACCUGGAUGAAGUACGAAUAGGAGUUCUGAAACACCUGUAUGACUUUCUAAAGUUGCUUCAUGAAGACAAGAGGAGAGAAUAUCUUUAUCAGCUUCAAGAAUUUGUAGUGACCGAUAACAGCAGGAAUUGGAGGUUUCGAUACGGAUUGGCAGAACAGCUGAUACUGAUUUUGGAACUCUAUAAUCCUAAUGAUGUUUAUGAUUAUUUAGUGCAUAUUGCCUUAAAGUUGUGCGCAGAUAAAGUUUCUGAAGUUCGGUGGAUCUCCUUCAAGCUAGUUGUAGCAAUUCUGCAGAAGUUCUAUUCCAACAGUGAAAGUGCGGUGGGGUUAAAUUUCAUCAAUGAACUCAUCCUAAGGUUCCGGCACUGUUCUAAGUGGGUCGGAAGGCAAGCGUUUGCUUUCAUUUGUCAGGCAGUGGUGAGCGAGGAGUGUAUCCCUGUGGACCAGUUUGUUGAACACUUACUCCCCAGCCUUUUAAGCCUUGCAUCAGAUCCUGUGCCAAAUGUAAGGGUUUUGCUUGCCAAAGCUCUAAGACAGACACUGUUGGAAAAGGUGUAUUUUAGAAAUGCCGGUAACCCUCAUCUUGAAGUCUUUGAAGAGACUGUCUUAGCUUUGCAGUCUGACUGGGACCAAGAUGUUUCCUUUUUUACCACCCUAGAACCAAAGCGGCGGAAUAGUAUAGACACUACCAUGCUAGAAAACCAGAAUUAA